Messenger RNA from Colletotrichum phormii, 690 nucleotides. RefSeq lists its product as uncharacterized. Bases 1 to 690 code for a protein of 229 amino acids. Lineage: Eukaryota; Fungi; Ascomycota; Sordariomycetes; Glomerellales; Glomerellaceae. The transcript is spliced from 2 exons. The record is from RefSeq and is a predicted model, not a curated record.
AUGGGCAACAAGCAGUCUACACCGCAGAGACGCAAUACGGACAACACCGAGGAGCAACUUCAAUAUCAUACGCCUCGCGGUCCGGUUGCUGCGAAGGAUUUGUCUCAACAUCUUGAGAGUGUGCCUCCGCCCGGUACACGCACGCGAUCCCAAUACCCUCACAAUUUCCGUGGUACCCAGGGCCGGGAUGAAGGCGCAAAGGUCUUUGACGACUACGUCACAGGCCCAGGUCGAUCUGAGGGGCCUACCGGCCCCAUGCAGGAAUACCCCAUCCCGCAACCCGGCCAACAAUUCAAUUUCCAGUACGACCGCCGUACCCAGCCAGCGGUUCAGGCAAACCGAGCACUUCAUCACAAUGAACGAGCAAACGUGAUGGGGCCUGCCUACGGAAAUCCCCCGAACGAUCCCAUGCAAACCCGAGCUGCGGUUCGUGUGACACAAGUGAAUGGCGACGAGAAAAUCGCUGUUGUUGGUGUUAUGUCUCAUCCGCAAGGAGAUCCUAGGCGGCUUGUGCGGGCACCUCUCGAGCCUCUGGGCCGUGAGGGCCGGCAGGAGAUGACAAGGCACGCCGAUGAACGCGGUCGCAUUCAGACGUAUCCGCCCCGUGGUAUAGACGCCGAAGUCUAUGAAACUGCCGAGACAAGAGCUGGAAGGGUGCGCCCGCCCGCUCACCCACAAAUGAGGGUGUGA